Molecule: messenger RNA, 3807 nt
Organism: Pyricularia oryzae 70-15
Lineage: Eukaryota; Fungi; Ascomycota; Sordariomycetes; Magnaporthales; Pyriculariaceae
Product: C6 transcription factor Prf
Exons: 6
Coding region: 666-3368 (900 amino acids)
Biological process (GO): regulation of DNA-templated transcription; DNA-templated transcription
Cellular component (GO): nucleus
Molecular function (GO): zinc ion binding; DNA-binding transcription factor activity, RNA polymerase II-specific; DNA binding
Source: RefSeq, a predicted model, not a curated record
GAUUGACCUGUCCUCCAGUGCUCCAACUAUUUAAUAAUUAUGACACUAAAAGUACAAACACACAGCACGCCGGAGCAUCCCCUUUUCACCAGCAGCCAAUUAUUCGGAUUCUUAGGGGGACCUUGUAGCCAGCCAUACCCGAGACACUAGGGUUGGUUGCCUGUCGACCUUGCUGCCGCUGUCACUACCGAGCACGAGUGCCAGUUUCGUUUCACACUAUCCAGCGGCGUCGGCCGUUUUGUUUGAAUUGGAGAAAUCAAAUUCGAUCCCAUUUGACAAUGAUCCGCCGACCUCUUUGAACAUCCAGUUAAGCUUCCUUCGAAGAUCGGAAGCCGUGCCGUCGUCUUGCUACAGCCCGCGCCGGAGUCUGUCCUUUGUUAUCUCCGAGUUGCAAAGCAAGCCUUCGGAUCCUGGAUGUGGUCCUUGGCGACGGCCCAAGUCAAGUCAAAUUCAUACCGACCGACGCACGCACCCCCCUCCUGUUGGAAAGGGGGAAGUGAGAGGAGGAAGAAGUGGCUCCCAUUCUGUGUCGCGCGCCGCGACGCCACUUUUAAAACAUUUGCGGGAUAGAAAUACAAUAAGCUACAGCUACGGCAUAAACUCUUUGAGCCCAUCGCGGGGCAAUUACCUACCCGCCUGCCCUUGCCGAUGAAGGGAAAAAAGAAAUGAACACGCCCAUAUCGCCCUCUUCCACAAACUCGCCUCCCGACGUCGCUAUGGCAGCCGACGCCACUCCCACCUCCGCCUCCGCCCCACACAACACCGCUGCCGCUGCAGCAGCUCCUCCGACCGAUAAUUCUAAUGUUCCCAAACCCAAGAGGCUGGCCUGCAUGAUAUGCAGGAAGCGCAAGCUCAAGUGCGAUGGCCAGAAGCCUAGUUGUAGCACUUGCACGAGACUGGGACACGACUGCGCCUAUGAUGAGGUGCGGAGGAAGAGCGGCCCCAAGAGGGGGUACGUCAAGGCAUUGGAGGAGCGGUUGAAACAAGUUGAGACCCUCUUGAAAACACAAGACCUACCAGCGACCACCGCAACCUCCUCGGCGCCCAACAUGCCUGUAAUAUCCCCUCCUGGCGGGCCCACUUCACAGACCGACCAGGGAGCCGCCCCAACAGCUGCAGCGACUGCCAACAUGAAGAUCAGCGACCCUGUCAUAAGCAUAGCCAAGAGUCGAGAUGCGGACCGUUGGAACUAUACAUCAGAAUCGCCGCCUCAGCCAGGUUCUGUAGACGAGUUCAACUUCAACAGCAGAAUGGCCGUAAACAUGGGUGAUGAUGGUUCCAACUUCACCUGGGAGAUGAUUGGGCUAGGGCUGGAAGAGCCUCUGCCGCCACAAGAUACGAUCGAUGAGCUGCAUCAAAUAUACUUUGAAAAGAUACACCCGUCUAUGCCUAUGAUACAUAAGUAUCGGUAUCUUGCCGCAAUGAAUCUGGCCCCCAGCAAUAGGCCACCCGUGUGCUUGCGCUAUGCCAUUUGGACUCUGGCCUGCUCUGUAGCAGACAAGUAUGACGGUCUCAAGGACCUCUUUUACCAGCGCUCCCGCAAGUAUAUCGAGGCCGACUAUAUGAAGGGCUUCGGCGAGCACAUAAUAUGUGUGGCGCACACGCAAACACACACGUUGCUCGCUUCAUACGAGCUCAAGAUGAUGUACUUUCCGAGGGCAUGGAUGAGCACCGGCGCCGCCGUGCGGUUGUCGCAGAUGAUUGGUCUGCACAGGCUUGAUGGGGCAGGGCUCGACGUCAAGCAAUGUCUGCCACCACCACGGGACUGGACAGAACGGGAAGAAAGGCGGCGGACCUUUUGGAUGGCCUUUGCCCAGGAUCGGUAUGCCAGUAUCGGGACCGGCUGGCCCAUGACUAUCGACGAAAAGGACAUAUUGACGAAUCUGCCAGCUUCGGAUGAAGCGUUCGACAUGAGCCGGCCGGAGCAGACUAUGACACUAGCGGAAGCAAUGAGUCCCUCAGGGGCGGCUAAACUAAAUUCGUUUGGCGGCAUCAUCUUAAUGGCAUCACUGUUCGGCCGCAAUCUCACUCACCUUCACCGACCCGACGAGGAAGACAACGAUCAUGAUUUAAACGGGGAGUUCUGGAAGAGACACAGAGCGAUGGAUAACAUUCUGCUCAACACGUCAUUAUGCCUACCGCCGCACCUCAAGCUCCCAAUAGGGUUGCAGAAUCCGAACGUGGUGUACACAAACAUGUGUAUACAUACGUCUACGAUCUGCCUGCACCAAGCUGCAAUAUUCAAGUCGGAAAAGAACCGACUACCGCCAUCCGUGGGUGCCGAAAGCAAAGUCCGCUGCAUCACUGCCGCCAACGAAAUAGCAAGCAUUAUGCGGAUGGUGUCACACAUGGAUUUGUCUGCGAUGAACCCUUUUCUUUCCUUCUGUCUAUACGUCUCUUCGAGGGUGUUUGUGCAGUACUUGAAGAGUCGUCCAGAUGAUAGUCAAUCAUCCGACUCUUUGCGCUUUUUAUUAGCGGCAAUGAAUGCACUCAAACGAAAGAACCCGUUGACGGAAUCGUUUCUGGUGCAGCUGGAUGUGGACUUGGAGGCUUUGACGGCGCGAAUACCAAAACUCAAGGGCCAAUUUACGCGGAGUGCUGAGAGUACCACAUCCGGAAACCAACCUAUGAACAAAGUUCGUCAAGGGGCCAAUUGCGAAGAAGGCCUCGCAGACCACGGAAUCCUCGCGUAUAAAAACGAAUGCUUCAUGUUCAAGGCCGGUCGGGACGACACCGGCAACCCGGCUGAAGGCCCGGAUCUUGUCGACGACGAACCUAGCAGAGACCGUGUGUGGAUGACGACGGCCGACGUUCAUGCCAUGCACCCCCCGCGGACCCGAGAGAGCUGUCAGAGCACUUCCAGCAACAGUGGGCACGUACCGGUCAUCAGUCUGACGCCAAACUCGCCGCGGUUGUACAAUGCCAGCAACGGGUCCAGUAUGUCCUUUGGGCAGGGCGACGAACCGGAGAACUCGCCUAGCCAGGGCUCGAAUCACCAAACACCAAACUCAGGCGGCACGCCAAGCGAGCAGCACCAUAAGCAGUCGCAGCGGCAAAGAGCGGGGAGUUUUGCGCCGGCCAGCCAGGGCUCUUACGAUACAAGCCCUAUCAUGGCGGAUCAGGGAGCGCCGGCGGGAUUUUUCGGUACGCCGGUGCACAACUUUGCGACACUGGCGGCGGGAAUGUCUAUAGGGGGUACCGGCAGCGCGACGGACGGGUUUGUAGUGUCUUCUGGCUGGGGAAUGCCAGCCACAACAGGACAGCAUCAACAACAGCAACAACAGCAGCCGAUUUUGCGGAAUUUGGUGCAGAUGGCUCCCAUGGAAACAAUGGAUUUUGGGUGGGAUGGGAAUUCUUCGACUUUAUGAGGUAAAAUGACGUUGAACCAAAGUAUAAUUUAUGCUAACUUGUAUGUUGGCGAUUAAUUAUACGUGACCUUUGGACAGGUAUGUUGGGCAAAAUAGAAAAGUUCUGCUUACGAUAUGGACUUUGCUUUACCUGGGGCGGUCCUUCUUUUGGCACCGAGGAAUGGGGUUUUGGAUACCUAUGGAAAUGAACAUAAUGAGGAGUACAAGGAGUUUUAUGACCGGACUGAUCUUUUUAGAAGGCCUGGGCUGGGAGCCCACGGGGAAUCUGGAUAUAUGUACAACUGGUGUGUAUCUUGUCUGGCUAGGAUCUAAGGCAUGGUGUCGAACUGCAUUUUGCAUCGAUAGACAUCCAUAGCAGAAUCAAAACGCCACUCUGGAGAAGAGGAGAUACUACUCUAGAUGGAGACUUGAGUAACCGGAACCCUUGAGCUGAUGGUAU